Messenger RNA from Paramecium tetraurelia, 750 nucleotides. RefSeq lists its product as uncharacterized. The record is from RefSeq and is a predicted model, not a curated record. Lineage: Eukaryota; Ciliophora; Oligohymenophorea; Peniculida; Parameciidae. The transcript is spliced from 3 exons.
AUGAAAGAACAUUAAGGGUAAUUAGGAGUUGAAUUUCAACCAAUCAAAUAGAAGUACUUCUUACAUGAGAAAGAGCACUCAAGACAAGAUCCAUUUGUAGAGAGUUUGUAGGAGUACUUCUAGAUAUUCCGUAGAAGAAUAAUUUUGCAUAUAUUACUGUGUACAUUGAAAACAUAAUAGCUCAUAGCAUUCUUCUUUCUGGCCCUAAUGAUUCCAUCUAUAGUUCUAUAGGCAGAUUAUAUUGAGUUAGAUGUAUCCCAGAAAGGAGGAAUAUUUACGAUGGAAUAAACAUGGGAUCCUCCAAUUAGUGUGCAAAUGUUUUCCAAAACUGAUAUUCUGUUGCUUGAUGUGUAACUAUCCUUAGAUGGAGAGGAGAUCGAAGAGUUCACUAUUUAUGAGCGUUUGUAUAUCAAUACUCAAUACAACUUGACUAGUAAUACAAACUACAGUUUUACAGUUAGAUUGAUGGCACAGUUCGACUUUGUACCCACUUGUAAUGCUAGUCAUCUCGCUUUUGUACUCUAUCCUUACAUACACUCGCUACAAAAAACUUUGAUCUUUUAUUGUGUUUAGUUUUCUGCUUUUGUUUCAUGUGAAUCAUAACUCAUUUUACUCCAUCAAUUUAUUUCACCAAAUUUAUUAAUUGACAGAUAUUAAAAAGAUCAUCUCGAUCUAUUAAUUGAUUCUCAGAAUCCAUGUCAUAAAUUGAAAGUAUAAAUAAGGAACUGUCUGAAUAUGUGGUUCACAUGA